Porites evermanni is the source of this 1469-nucleotide messenger RNA. The record is from the annotation of a GenBank genome assembly. NCBI's taxonomy places the organism in Eukaryota, Metazoa, Cnidaria, Anthozoa, Scleractinia, Poritidae.
AGCGGUAGGGAAGCUGACGGAUCUGACGAUGAUUUUCACAAAAGAAAUCUGUUACAACUUGGCGUUUCACAAAGUAGUUCAUGUUCCGGUAUGUCCCAAACUCUGAGUGAAGGCUGUUCAAUCGGUGACGACUGUAGCACGAUUACGUGCGAUAUGAAUUUCGUUGAGACGCCAAUCACAUUCAAGCUAAAGGUAACAAUUGUCAUGCUAUGGAAUAGUAAUAAACGACAGCAGUAAUUCAUCUGAGUCCUUUAUGAAAGAACUUCAAAAAAUAAAAGAGUCCAGAGAAAGUAGAUACCUUUUUCGGGCUAAUUAUUAUUACUAUUUUUAAACCUUUAGCACUGAAUAUAGUCAUCACGGCCAGAAUAAUUCAAGCGCCAUAAAACGUCUUGAUUUCACACUAACAUUGGUGUUACUGAGAGACCUUUAGAUUCCAGAACGAGAAAGACUACGAGUGCGAGAUUUUACUUAAAAAUUUUUCGCGUAGUUUUUGAUAAAAUAGACACCCCGAAAAGCUUCAUGAGGUUAUACUUCUUGUCACCAGAAUAGGUGGCAUGCAGUGAUUUCUUUAUUGAAGGAGGUUAAUUCCUCACCGGUCCCGAUCGCAAAAUGAUAAAACUUCUAACAUUUGACAACUUGUUUCCUGCAAUACGACAUUCUUGCUGCUAACUCUCGUAAUAGAAUGACGACGGCUAUCACGUUUAAGCUGACUCACUGCGUAAGCGCGCACUACAUAGUUUAAAAGUAUUGAAAAAAUCUUGUACUCGUAAUCGAACUCAUUCUAGAAUCUAGCUUAGGUCUCUUCUACAGUCAAACUAAACAACGAGUGUAUUACAGUCGAAUUGAGCAGGAUCUUAAUUUUUCGCCGCGGAAGAGCAAUAAAGGGUAUAUAUUUCUCUCUUUUCACUAGGUGAAUAAAUGUGAUGACCCCGUCUCGGUAACUGCCUUGCUAGAUGUCCCGGAUCUCCAGAAUGUCAAGUGGUCUCAUACGUACAACAGUGACGAUAUCGUUAAAGUGCCCGGAUUUAUUACAUUUUUGCCUUCUAUCUUGUUUGCUGACGUGUAUGUACAAGUUAAACUCAAAAGUAAUGAGGACAGACUGUAUCUUGAGGUAAAUACUUCCUGUAAAUUGAAAUGCGUUUAAUCUUUAGCAGUGGCAGUGUGAACUACACACUUCAUCGGAUGGGUCACUGCGGUAAGCCCAAAAGUGGAGUAACAGUGCGCUUCAGCCAGUGGCGCCUAGCUUGUAAACUGACGUCUGAGCUUGCUGUCAGUAAAUAAAGGAAAAUGGGCAUAUGUUUCUUCCCUUUCAAACACGACUUGACGUUUUAUGACAUGAUAUUGCAUUAUGUUCUUUAUUUUAACAGGUAAACCUUCUGGCCGGUAAACCAUUUUUAGAUAAACAUCAGGAUUAUCCCGUAAAUGUCACUGUCAUCGAGGGAGACUUGCCCAUUUCAAAUGACCAUUGU